Molecule: messenger RNA, 1767 nt
Organism: Hyalella azteca
Lineage: Eukaryota; Metazoa; Arthropoda; Malacostraca; Amphipoda; Hyalellidae
Product: GPI-anchored wall transfer protein 1
Exons: 10
Coding region: 1-1347 (448 amino acids)
Biological process (GO): GPI anchor biosynthetic process; protein localization to plasma membrane
Cellular component (GO): membrane; endoplasmic reticulum
Molecular function (GO): glucosaminyl-phosphatidylinositol O-acyltransferase activity
Source: RefSeq, a predicted model, not a curated record
AUGGAUAGCCGCGCACGGAUACGAGCGGCGCACGAGCAACACGUGACUGGGCACGCGGGCUGCCAGUGGUACGAGGUGCUACUCGCCCUGUACCCCGUCUUCCCUGCUACAAUCUUCCUUGCUACACUUGCCCCUUCCACGCACGAUCACAGGUUACUACAGGGAAGAACAGUGUUGGAAGUAUUGGUUGUGGUGGUACCAAUAGUGGCAGCGCAAACUUUCGCCAAUGAUCUUCUCGUAGCUCUGGCAGUCUUCCUCUCUCUCGCUGCCGCGGUGGCCUACACGUUUUCUACGUCGCCUGCAAAAAAUGUUGUGGUGGAGACGUCAGGUCGUGACGGCGUGACGCUGGUGCGCUCCAUCGUGGGCCUCUCCACGGCCGUCGCCAUCUUGGCCGUCGAUUUCCACGUGUUCCCACGUAGAUUCGCCAAAACUGAGGAGUUUGGAUGGAGUUUGAUGGACGUGGGAGCUGCAGGCUUCCUGCUCAUCAACGCGCUGGUGGACAUGCGGCCGAACGCCGUGCGCAGUGUGCGGACGGUGCUGCGCGAGACGUGCGUGUUGCUGGCGCUGGGAUGCGCACGGCUGCUGUCACUGCCAGCCAUAGACUACCAGCAGCACGCAUCAGAGUACGGCGUACACUGCAACUUCUUCUUCGUGCUCGCCUUCACUAAAAUUAUUUGUGGUCCGUGGUGCUGGUCUGUGAGUGCUGCAGGAGCUGCAGCCGCUGCUUGCUGCUGCACGGCACUGCAGCACUGCUGCACAGCUCUCCUGCAAGACUGGGUCUUCAGUUCUCAACUCAGGGACUCGCUUGUCUCCGGCAACCGUGAGGCUGUGGUGGGCGCCACAGGCUACGUCGCUCUCUACUGCUGGGGCGCUGCGCUCGGUAAGGUCGUCCUGCGUCAGAAGAGCGGAGGUACAGCGUACGAGCACAGCGCGCGCUCGCUGGCCCGCGGCUGUGCGGUGGCAGCGGCGGGGGCGGGCGCCGUACUGUGGCUCCUCGUAUCUGUGCUACGCCUGCAGCCUUCCAGACGUCUCGUAAACGCGCCCUUCAUCAUCUGGAUGGUGUUCGUGUUCCUGUUGUUCACUGGUCUGGCGAGCAGCGUUGAGGCGGCUCUUAAAGCUCGAGGUCACAACCGUGAAGUCGUACCACGGGUGCUGAGGGCUAUCAACAAACACCAGUUAUUGUUCUUCCUGGCCGCCAAUAUAAUGACGGGACUCAUCAACUUAUCAACAGACACCCUGUCUGUCCGUCCCCCCUGGGACCUCUUGAUAAUCUUCACCUACACCGCCUCCCUCUGCUGCGCUGUUAUGCUGCUGCAGGGCUACAUGACCGCUCAAAAAACAGCUUGACUGCUGGCAAAAGAAGAGAUUAGUAAUGUUAGAUUUUAGUCGUAUUGGCUACGUGAAAUAAGUGACCAAUUGGCGAAUUCGGUUGAUUCCAUAUCUGAUCUCAAAGCAGGGUUUUUUUUUCUUUAUGUAAAAGCCUGCUCUUCUCGUGGCGCGUCAAGGUAGAGCCAGUUUUUGUUAGAUUUGAAGUAGUUGUUAUAAGGUGGCUAAGCCAAUCGUAGUUUCUCCUAGUGCUUUCUUCCUAAGUUUUUUUUACGUAAUUAUUUGUCUUGUUCACGAGCAUGUCAUUGCAACACUUAACCCUCUACUGCCUGACAUGAGUAACCGGAGCAAUAUUGUCACACAAGCCUACCCAAAAGCUAGUGCUUCUGGGCUCACUAGCUAUCAUUGCUAGUGAGCGCAAAAUGACUUGCACUGAUGGUU